GUGUCUACUGCAGCAGUAGAUUUCACGCUGCACUGUGGAAGCAAGCCUAUACUGCGGUUCACAAUGAGAGGCCUGCUUGUCACCUUGUUUGUAGUUCUAACUACUCUCCAGCUUUCUUCUGCUGUACAUCCAGAUUGUAUGUUGGGCAUGGAUGAAGGACAAGGAGAAGGGAGGGGAUUCCGUCUCUUUUACAAUAAAACAGUGGAUAAGUGCCUGCCUUUUAGCUACAAAGGGUCAGGAGGAAAUGGGAACCGAUUCAUUACUGACAGGAUGUGCAUGUCAAACUGCUCCACCAGAGCUGCUGAACUCUACCCACAAGGCGAUGCUGCCUGUACAUUGAAAAUGGACUUUGGUUUGUGCCAAAGCCAUUUCCUAAUGUAUUACUACCACCAAGAGAAGAAGAAGUGCAAGACCUUCUUUUACUCUGGCUGUGGAGGGAAUGGGAACAGGUUUGUUGACAUUCACACCUGCAACUCCACCUGUGCCAAAUACAUUGAUAGCACACUUGUGGACGAAGAUGAUGAUGAAAAUAUAAACGGAACUGAUGCUGGUUUAGUGGCUGGAAUUGUGUUUGGAUGUCUUGGAUUUGUCAUUCUAAUCGCUGUGAUUGUUGUGGCAGUACAAAGGAAUAAGGUUGAUAAGCUGCAGGAGGUUACAACAGAGACAGGGCAUCCAUUAAAAGAAGAACUCGAAAUGGAAUAGAAGAAAGCUUUAACCAGGAGAGCACCAUGUCAUGUGACGCCAACACCCAGCAUUUCAUUUUUUAUACAGUGUUUUGUUUUCUAUAUUUUUUGUACCUUGUAGACAGGAUUGUAAACAAACUGGAAAGCCUACAAAGCCUAUUUUCUAAUGAAUCAGAGUACACAAAAGGUUAAACUCUUGCCUAGGAAUCGUACUUUGGUAUAAAAAUUAAAUACAUUGUGGGAGAGCUUUAAAAAGUUUUUCUCUUUUGAUGCUGUGCUGUUUUAUUAGUUAUUGUCUUGUUUACUCUCCAUGAAUCCGAUUCCAAAUAGUACAGACCUGUUGAAGUAUGUUGAAUUAGGUGUGGUAGAUUAUAAACAAACAGGAAACCAAUAGGAUUUUUACUUUUACUUUUCAGACUGCAAUUUUGUAGUAUCAUGUAUAACCAUGGCAUUGUUUUGUGGAAUAAAACUUUUAAAAAAGAA
Polyodon spathula (Mississippi paddlefish) is the source of this 1166-nucleotide messenger RNA. RefSeq names its product BPTI/Kunitz domain-containing protein. Lineage: Eukaryota; Metazoa; Chordata; Actinopteri; Acipenseriformes; Polyodontidae. Gene Ontology annotation, molecular function: serine-type endopeptidase inhibitor activity. The transcript is spliced from 6 exons. The coding region runs from base 64 to 702 and encodes 212 amino acids. The record is from RefSeq and is a predicted model, not a curated record.